AUGAACACCAUCCCAUUCUCCCUGCUUCUGCACCCUCCAAUCCACGCCCCAAAUUGUCCUCCUCAGAGUCUGAAUCUGACACUGACUCCGAACCCACUUAGGCCAAACUCAAACGCGCGAAGAAGAAUCCAGCCGGUGCUCCUUCUUCUUCUGUACCUAAUGACGAGGGGCUGUGGAGGACGGGAAGAAGUCCGGUGGCCAGACAAAGACGUUCCAGCGGAUCUGGAGCAAUGA
Molecule: messenger RNA, 234 nt
Organism: Sphenostylis stenocarpa
Lineage: Eukaryota; Viridiplantae; Streptophyta; Magnoliopsida; Fabales; Fabaceae
Source: the annotation of a GenBank genome assembly